AUGAAUGCUGACUUAUUGAAACAAACUAUAUUUGAAAGACUCAAUCCUACAGAAGUCUUUGUUGAAGACAUGUCUGGUGGUUGUGGUCAAGCUUUUGCUGUUAUAAUAGUAUCCACUGAAUUCCAAGGUAAAAAUAAAUUGAUGAGAAGCAGGUUAGUCAACACAAAACUCAAAGAAGAAAUUGCAGCAAUUCAUGCAUUCACACAGAAAAACUUUACACCAGAAGAAUUUGAAGUUCAAAGAUCAAACUACAACAUAUGA
This is a messenger RNA of Hansenula anomala, 261 nucleotides long. RefSeq names its product Bol2p (gene BOL2). Gene Ontology annotation, cellular component: nucleus; cytosol. Lineage: Eukaryota; Fungi; Ascomycota; Saccharomycetes; Phaffomycetales; Wickerhamomycetaceae. The coding region runs from base 1 to 261 and encodes 86 amino acids. Gene Ontology annotation, molecular function: 2 iron, 2 sulfur cluster binding. The transcript has 2 exons. Gene Ontology annotation, biological process: intracellular iron ion homeostasis. The record is from RefSeq and is a predicted model, not a curated record.